Molecule: messenger RNA, 2445 nt
Organism: Esox lucius (northern pike)
Lineage: Eukaryota; Metazoa; Chordata; Actinopteri; Esociformes; Esocidae
Gene: rnf141
Product: ring finger protein 141
Exons: 6
Coding region: 196-879 (227 amino acids)
Biological process (GO): protein autoubiquitination
Molecular function (GO): ubiquitin-protein transferase activity
Source: RefSeq, a predicted model, not a curated record
UUAUAUCGUCAUCACUCUGCGACAACCCUGUUAAGACUACGGAAACUUAAUCAUAACAAACUCCCCAACAAAUAUUUGGUUACUCGUUACGUGUAGAAUGUGAAAUAUCGAUGUUGACACACAGUCCUACCAGUGGCCCCUGUGCUGAAUGAGGUGCAGCCUUCCCAUAUUGCUGUUGUGUGAGCAAGGUCGGGAAUGGGCCAGCAGAUCUCUGGCCAGGCGGCCAUGACCCGUCUACCGGAGAAGCUGUGGAAACAUGCAGGCCUGGUACGCGACAGCGGCUUCCUCAACUACGAGGAGUUCCUGGGCAGGGUAGCAGAGCUCAAUGAUGUGACGGCUAAACUGGCAGCUGGACAGCAGAAACACCUGAUCUUUGAAGUCCAGACUGGUUCAGAUGCCUCUGCUCUGUGGAAAGUGGCUGUGAGGAUAGUAUGUACCAAGAUCAACAAAGAUAAUGGGAUGGUGGAGGCUUCGCGCAUUAUGAACCUUUACCAGUUCAUCCAGCUGUACCGUGACAUAACCAGCCAGGCCGCCGAGGUGCUGGCAGCAGAGGGCGCCAGCCUACAACCUGGAACUCUCCCAUCAGGUGGCUCCUGUCAGGCCAGCAUGUGGAUGGGCAGGGUGAAGCAGUUGACUGAUGAAGAGGAGUGCUGUAUUUGCAUGGAUGGGAAGUCUGACCUCAUCCUGCCGUGUGCUCACAGCUUCUGUCAGAAAUGCAUUGACAAGUGGAGUGGGCAGAGCAGGAAUUGUCCGAUAUGCCGGUUGCAAGUGACUGCUGCCAAUGAGUCGUGGGUGAUGCCAGACGCGCCUACAGAGGACGAUGUGGCUGGAUACAUUCUCAACCUGGCUGAUGAAGCAGGCUGUCCACACAGACCUUAAAUAACUUAACACUGAGACACUUUGAUUAACCACAGACAAACUAACGUGGGGGAGUUAUAUACCUAGUGAAUGACCCAUUGGCACCCUUUUUUUGGGGAUAUGUAGGUAAGAAUACUUAUUUUAUAUAUAUUUUUUUUGCUGUGAUGUGUUCACUGUUAGCAAUAACCACUGGUUAUAUGGAAAUCAUAUUCUUAUCUUUUUUUUUUUGUACAUGAUUUUGCUCUUACAUUUGGAGAAUAUAUAUAAUGCAACCACACUGUUUGUUUGGCUUGGUUAUGCCUAUUCCUAAAAUUGCACUAUGAAUACUGGAUCCAAGCAGUUGUUUUGGUAUACCUUUUAUAGGUAUUGGCUUUUGACCCUUCCGUGAAUCACUGUAGUCAUAUGAAUACCAUUCCUUAGUUUUGAAAUCCUAUAACACACUCAAUGGGAAUCUUUUGUACAAUGAUCUCAUGGAUGCAUCAGCUAUGAUAGGUUUUUCUAUUUUUUAUUUCAUCAAUGAGAAGGUGAGUGAGGUAAUUUUUAUUCAUAAAUUUUUAGGCUUCAGUUUAAAUAUCAGUAAAAUGUCAGUAAAACCAAAAUUCGCAAUGAUUUAAUAAAAACAAUUGAACUACCACAGAUAAGCAACAAAGGCCAGUGCAUUUCUUUUAAAUAAUACUUUUGUGUAAGACUGAGUGAAUGUUAACGCUAUAUAUAAAAUAUAUAUAAACAAUACACAAGGUUAGUCGCAUUUGGUUUGGCCUAUUUUGUUUAUGUACUUAUGACUGGUUAGUUAAACAAUAAUUGAAUACAUUUGAUAGUUUUGCUCUAUAGGAAAUAUGUAAAAAUAAAAUCAUGACAAAUGUUGUAUUUGUGAUGUUGAACAAAUGCACUUAAAGACAUUUGUGGUUCACUGUGACUUUCAUAACAUUAGUAUUAUUGAGAGCAUGUUUGAGUGAGGCAAAAUGCACUACAACAUUCUAUUAAAGGUGUAGCAGGAAUCUACAGUUACAGGAUGGCAAAACUCAGCUUACGGUUAGGCAUUAGCUCAGUGUGCUACCAUUCUUCCGUUGCGUCGACGAGAGGCACAGAUUCGCAGAAUUAGGCAUUUGUUUGCAUUUCAAUGCAAUGUUACACGGUGCUCUGUAGGUGGUAGCAUCUACUCUUGUACUCUACUUGCCACUGGCGGAUGCAACCUGGUUUGAUCUGUAGGUUUAAAAUUCUUAAGAAUGUUUACUUCAGUGUGUUUUAGACAAGUGUGCAGGUUAAUUGAUAAACUGAACAUCUGAAUAGUCUUACCAUAAACCAAUACCAUAGGCUAAUAAAUACAUUUCUCUUUAUUAGCCUGUCUAUGGUUUCUUAUCUGUGGUUACAUGUCUUUCAUAUUCUGCAGUGUUGGCACCUUCUCUCAUGGUUGUCAUUCUACAAUGUUAACCAACUGUGUUUUAGGUGCUUGUUCCAAUAUGUCAAAGACUCCUACUGUAAGCACCCUUUGUCUUAUCAACAUAUUGGUUCACCCAUUGUAGCUGAACGUUACAGUUGACUGAAAUGUGUGCUGAAUGGAGACAAUAAACCACUAGAGUCAAAGUU